UAUUCAGAGCAGUUUAUAAUUUCGAUAAAUUUUUCUCUCUCCUCCUUUAGCGGGUUUAAUAGAAUUCAACAGAGCAGAUAGCAGAGCUUAGUUGCUAAUUGUUUCAGAAAAGCGCCGGAAAUAUCCUACAGUUCGAAGCUAAAUUCUUUAAAAUAAAGUGAAAAAUUAUGGUACAAACUAAGCAUCAUAAAUCCAAACCUCGGAAACAACCACAAGCCAAGAAGCAUGGGAAACAGGGUCAGUGUUUACUGGAGAAUUUCUGGUCUAACAAGACAUGGAUGGUUUGGUUAUUGAUAUUGUCACCUAGCUUUACAGAGAAUCAUCAUGAGUUGCAUGCUUACAUGAAAUUCUCUUUUCAUUGGGCUUUGGCUGAUCAGUUAGAGGGCAAUGAAGAGGAACAAGAAAAAUAUCGCCGUAUGGUUGUGCAGUAUAUUGUGAAAAAUCGUGAUAUGUUUGAGCCUUUUAUUGAGGAUGAAGUCCCAUUUGAUGAAUACUGCCAGACAAUGGAAAAGGAUGGCACAUGGGCUGGACAUAUGGAAUUGCAAGCAGCUUCUCUUGUGACUCGUAAUAACAUCUGUAUUCAUCGUCAUAUGUCACCUCGUUGGUACAUAAGAAAUUUCGAAAACCAGAAGACAUGCAUGAUUCAUUUGUCUUAUCAUGAUGGAGAGCAUUACAACAGUGUGAGAUUAAAGGAAGAUCUUUGCAGCGGACCAGCUAAACCUAUAGUUAUAAAGGGUGAUGUUAAUCUUACAGCAAGUUCCCAAGACGCAAAAAGUACAGGUGCUCAAUCAAAGGCCAGAACUUCGAAAAAUGUUAUAUAUGAAGGAGCUCUCAAUAUGGUCAUGGCAGGCAGUGGCUGUGAUGAUGCUGAAAAAGUGGGGCAGGUUUUACUACAAAUGGAUGGUGAUGUUGAUGCUGCAGUUGAAUUCUUGAUAGAAGAACAAGAAGUUGAAGAAUUAUUAGAGGAAAAUGGUGCUUGUCAUGGAUCUGAUAGAACUGAAAAUGAUGAAAGUACAUAUUCUGAAAAGCAAGAAGUAAACAGAGUUAGUGCUGAUGGAAAAGAUCAACCAAACCACACUGAAACAGUUGAUUGCGAUAAGAUAUCUACCAAGGGUGACAAGUGGCAGAAAAUUCCUAGAAAUAAGCUUUGCCCAUGUGGAUCAAAGAAGAAAUAUAAGGCGUGUUGUGGAGCAGCUUCUGGAAAGACCUGUUCUGAAGUUACAAUCGACCUUGAAUCUCAUGCUAGAAGGGGUAAAAGAGGGAAGCAAGGGAAGAAGGUUCUACCAAUUACCAAAGCCGCUUCCUGUAAAUCAGAUGGUAAAUUGCCUGAUGUGGGUGCAUUGUGUAUUUGAUAUGGAGGUAUUACGAAUUGAUUAAUUUGAUAGCGUGAUUAUUUUUCUUGCUGACAUUUGAGAAACAGGAAUGUGCAUGCCCUGCAGAUGGUGCGUCAUCUGCUUUUGAAAAUUACUCCUCAUUACAUAACAUGCAUGAUUAUCAUGCUUCAAGCAACUGAUGCAUACAAAUUGUAUUUUGGAAAAAUUUGACUUCAUAAACUUGAAGCUUGGUGUCUCUACAUAUUAAUCCAAAGUCUGAUAUAUAUCUUAGUAAA
This is a messenger RNA of Beta vulgaris subsp. vulgaris (sugar beet), 1609 nucleotides long. RefSeq names its product OVARIAN TUMOR DOMAIN-containing deubiquitinating enzyme 7. Gene Ontology annotation, biological process: protein deubiquitination. NCBI's taxonomy places the organism in Eukaryota, Viridiplantae, Streptophyta, Magnoliopsida, Caryophyllales, Amaranthaceae. The record is from RefSeq and is a predicted model, not a curated record. Gene Ontology annotation, molecular function: cysteine-type deubiquitinase activity.